CCGCUUCUUCACUUUGUCUUGCUCCAUUUCAAAAAUAUACCGGUACCACCAGCAAGCAAACCUUCACCAUGAGCUCUCGGAUUGAAUACAGUGAGAAGUACGCGGACGAUCACAAUGAGUACAGGCAUGUGAUCCUCCCCAAGGAAUUGGCCAAGACUCUGCCCAAGAGCCGUCUGUUGACGGAAUCGGAAUGGCGCGGAAUUGGGGUUCAGCAGAGUCGCGGAUGGCAACACUACGCCAUUCAUCGUCCGGAACCCCACAUUUUGCUCUUUCGCCGACCCCUUGGAACGGAUCCUCAGAGUGGACGAGUCGACCCUGAGUUGCUCCGUCAAGCACGCGAUGAGUACAAGGAUCAAUUCGGGCUCCGUCGUUAGAUAGAAAACUGCUAGGAGACGAUAUUUGAUGUGUCAGCAACAACAAUCUACACCCAUUCCUACCAAACAUACGGGAGAAAAACAGAAACAAAAAUCACCACAACACGGGCUCUUUUUUCGAUUCAUUUGAUUUGGUUGACUCGUGAUGCAGUGAAUUGGCUGGGGACUCUUUUUCAACGAGAUUUUCGGCUAUUUUUGACUGCGGAUGGUCGACCUUUUGAUAUCCAAGUAGUAUACGCAAUCUACAUACUAUUAGUAGUACAGUACC
Messenger RNA from Seminavis robusta, 642 nucleotides. The record is from the annotation of a GenBank genome assembly. Lineage: Eukaryota; Bacillariophyta; Bacillariophyceae; Naviculales; Naviculaceae.